CAAUAAAGGAACAACGCAACAAGGUGGUCAAAAAGUCGCAGGCGCUUCAAACUCCCACUAGAAACAUCACCGUGCUGCGCUGUCUUGCCGUGCUGUGACUGUAUAAAUUUCAAGACUCCUCUUCUGUUUUCUUGGUCACCACGGUCCUCUGUUUGUCCGCCCGCUGUUCCUGAGCCGUGUUCAACCAUCCUAAGCCAGCCCAACGUCUCCACCGCUGGUUGCAUGUCUUCUUGAACCACAAUCUAAUCCUCCUCGGCCACGAAUCUGAACUAAAACUGCGCCCUCCACCCUCAGCCUCCCUCAAUUCCAUGAGAGCUCCGAACGAAGUCAACCAAGGUCACCAUGGCUUCUUGUUGAGCCUCUGACUGACUCUGACCAUGCGUCGACUUCUAGCACGGAUCUCUCAGUCACCGCCGAUUGCGCUUACGAAACUCACCAUUUACUGUUGCCCUCGACCGUGCUGGCAAUCACCUGAACUUCGAUCUGCCUUUUCCUAUCCUGCCUUUUGAACGGCCCUCAACUGAUGAGUGAGACUGCUCUCGACAACUGAGUCCACUUUCUUAUGCUCUAGAAGCACCUUCUGGCCUUGUGUCAUCCGGGACGCGGUCUACCCUCGCACAAGUUGGAUCGUUGGCAGGCUGAGAUAGUGCCCCUCGCAAGAGUGGCUGGAAGACAAAGCAGCCAUGUCUCUGAACAACACACCAGCGACGCAAUCGCAACCCUACGAACACAAUGGUGAAGUUGAUGUUCCGAUGGAAGAUGCCGAUCCCUACAAUCGAGCGAAAUAUCCUCCGCGUCCUGCACAUCAACACAGGCUUUCAGCCCAAUUCCUCCCUGAAAUCUCCUCUGCUGCGCAGAGAUAUUCUCCUAUGAAUGUUCAACCUACGGGAGCCGCAUACCCUGCGAGCCCGAAAAUGCCAAAUCCUGGCAACUUCUCCUAUCUUGGCCAGCCACAAUCAUCACGACAGUCACCGACACGCCAAAGCAGCUACAACUCGGACCGCUACCCUGAACCUCCAACCCCUACGAGAUACCCCUCCAACUACGCGUCUGCGCUACAAAAUGCUGAGCUGAGCCCCGAGUCGUACUAUCCUCUGUCUACUGGUGCGACGAGACCUGCCCCGCCAUCGAGGCAACCCUCUCAAGGACCUGGGCCGGUUCCUAGGUUUAAAAAGGUCAAGACUAUGCAGGACUUCACACCGAGAGUCAAUACGCAGCCUCUUUAUCGCAGGGCAAAUCCAGAAGGUGGCUUCAUCAGCCCGCUACAAGCUCUCACUACAUAUCUGCCAGCCACCUACAGGAUAUGUAAUCCUAGCUUCAAAUACGAGUCAUCAAGAAAUCCUAGGCGGGUGCUAACCAAGCCUAGCAAGGGAACCAAGAACGAUGGCUACGAUAACGACGACAGCGAUUACAUUCUCUACGUUAACGACAUUCUCGGUAGUGAAGAAGCAGGCCACAAGAACCGCUACCUGAUCCUUGAUGUGCUGGGACAGGGUACCUUUGGGCAGGUCGUCAAGUGCCAGAAUCUGAGGACCCAAGAAGUGGUCGCGGUAAAAGUUAUCAAAAAUCGCACGGCUUACUUCAAUCAGAGUAUGAUGGAAGUAUCAGUCCUGGAUCUGCUGAACCAGAAACUGGACAAGAAUGAUGAUCAUCACCUCUUGAGGCUGAAAGACACAUUCAUCCAUCGACAACAUCUGUGUCUUGUCUUUGAACUGCUCAGUGUCAAUCUGUACGAGCUUAUCAAACAGAACCAAUUCCGAGGCCUCAGUACAACCCUCGUCCGUGUUUUCGCUCAACAAUUGCUGAACGGACUCACCCUGCUGAACAAAGCGCGUCUGAUACAUUGCGAUCUCAAACCGGAAAACAUCCUGUUGAAGAAUCUCGAAAGUCCGAUCAUCAAGAUCAUUGACUUCGGUUCAGCUUGCGAUGAAAGACAAACCGUUUACACUUAUAUCCAGUCCCGGUUCUAUCGUUCCCCGGAAGUGCUCCUGGGCCUGCCGUACUCUUGUGCCAUUGACAUGUGGUCACUCGGCUGUAUCGUGGUGGAAUUGUUUUUGGGGCUUCCGCUCUUUCCGGGUUCGUCUGAAUACAACCAAGUCUCCAGAAUUGUCGAAAUGCUGGGUAUGCCGCCAACAUGGAUGCUGGAGAUGGGGAAGCAGUCUGGCGAGUUCUUUGAGAAAACUGCAGACGAAUUUGGCCGUCGAACAUAUCGACUGAAAAGUAUGGAACAGUACUCCCGCGAGCACAAUGUCAAAGAGCAACCGAGUAAAAAGUAUUUCCAAGCGACUACUUUGCCCGAGAUCAUUCGCAGCUAUUCGAUGCCUAGGAAGAAUAUGAAGCCUGCUGAGAUUGAGAGAGAAAUGAACAAUCGGGUUGCUUUCAUUGAUUUUGUUCGGGGUUUACUGACAACCAAUCCUCUCGAACGAUGGUCGCCCCAACAAGCGAAGAUGCAUCCAUUUAUUACGCAGCAGAAGUUCACGCAGCCUUUUGUACCUCCAAUGAACCUGAAAUCUCCCGCAAGCAAACCCAUUUCUCCGGGAGUGCAGCAACAGCAGCAAGCUGAAGCUCUGAGCAAACAAAGAGCUGCUCAAGCUGCGCAGGCUCAAGCUCAAGCCCAGGCCGCCCAGGCCCAAGUUCAGGCCCAAACAGCCGCCCAGAAUGCAUACGCCAUGCAAAUGAGCCCCUACCCUCCGUCACAAGCGCCGCCAAUGUACAACACCAUGUAUCCUGCACACCAACAAGCUGCUCCCCCACCGUAUCCGACUCACUCUGCGAACUAUGCACCACAAAUGGGCAUGAUGCCACAACAGACUCCUCAGAUUAACCCGAGCCAUUACAAUCACCAGCAAAGCUUGUAUGCACAGGCUACACAGAGAGCUGGAAGGCAACGAGCGUCAACUAUGGACCAGCAACAAGCUGGAAUUCCACCGACGAUCCAGAGGGUAGCGAGUCAUUUGGAUCCUAACCAGCCCAUCAGACUUCAACCCAGCCCUGCUUAUUACCCACCGCCAGCGGACGGUUACGUUGAUUCUCCAUCGACUGCUCGAAGACGUGGCAGCCGUAAUCAAAGGAAUCGCGACUUUAUCCGCACUUUGGAAGAUGGCGCAAUGAAUCAGUGGCAUUGAAAAGCCAAGCAACAAAGUUCUGCGAACGCGCGCGUCCUACUAAAGCCAGAACAUGCCAAAGCAAACUCAACCUUCAAAGCGGUUUUAACAUAAUAACAGGGUGGCAAAUGGAGGACUCGAUCACCCAUUAGAGGCUAGCAUAGCCUAUGAGACUUCCAUGACCAUUCUCGGUGGGCAUAGGAUUUAGAAGCAUAACGAUGCUCCAGUGAUCGCGCGCAGCGAUCUAUGUGAGAUCUACGUUAUAAAACGAGCUACGAAGGAGGUUUACGCUGAUGGAGGAUUGGGCUAUUCAUGAAUUUGGGAUUUCGGGCCCUCAUGAUUCUUCAAGCAAAGCCAAAUUGGUGCACUGUACUGCAUUGGUGACCAGAAGAUGGUCAGAGACAUUCAUGAUGUGUACAGACGUCUGAACCUCGUAGGAAUCGAGCAGGUGUUCAAGUUCGACAUGGCAUUUGAAGAAUCUGGGCCCUUGUAUGACUACUAACAUCUUGUGUUUGUUAAGCAAUAACAUCAAGCGCUGCGUCUCUACCUCCGUAGGUGAUUACGUAAAGAGUGAUGGUUUGCAAAGGAGAUAUAGACCCUGGCAUGACUUCGUACUCCCAUUGAAUAUCACAUUGGUAAGAUAUCGCAAUAUUUGAUUCUGG
Exophiala oligosperma is the source of this 3766-nucleotide messenger RNA. RefSeq lists its product as uncharacterized. Gene Ontology annotation, biological process: peptidyl-serine phosphorylation; peptidyl-threonine phosphorylation. NCBI's taxonomy places the organism in Eukaryota, Fungi, Ascomycota, Eurotiomycetes, Chaetothyriales, Herpotrichiellaceae. Gene Ontology annotation, cellular component: cytoplasm; nucleus. Gene Ontology annotation, molecular function: ATP binding; protein serine/threonine kinase activity; protein tyrosine kinase activity. The transcript is spliced from 2 exons. The record is from RefSeq and is a predicted model, not a curated record. The coding region runs from base 684 to 3125 and encodes 813 amino acids.